AUGGUCACGUCUGCCUCUGUGGAUGGACACGCACCCGUCCUCUUCAGCCCACAGGAGACAACGUGGCCCUAUCGUCGACCGACACCACCAGAUCUCAUGGAUAAUGAUGCAUCAGUAGACUGUUUACUGUCUAUGAUGCACAAGGAGAAGAUCAGCCGACCUUCUCCCCCACCAGCGGUCUCAAUAGACCAAGUACACAAAGUCCUGAGGAAGAUCAACCCCUGCAAGGCAGCAGGACCAGACAACAUCGUAGGAUGGGCCCUUAAAGCAUUUACUAACGAGCUGGCUGAUGUUCUCACUUCCAUCUUCAACCUCUCCCUCAGCCAGAGCAUCGUUCCCACAUGCUUCAAGACCACAACUAUGAUCCCUCUCCCCAAGAAAAGCCCACCGACCUGCCUAAACAACUACAGAGGAGUUGCACUCACUGCAAAGUGUUUUGAGAGAGUGGUGCUGGCCUACAUCCAGAGCAACGUCCCAGACACUCUGGAUCCCCCAAUAGGUCAACAUCAGAUGCUAUCGCUGCUGCCGUUCACUACUUCCUCUCCCACCUGGAAACUAAUGCCUCCUACAUCAGGGUGGUAUUGGUUGAUUGCAGCUCCACCUUCAAGGCUCUCAUCCCUCACAAACUCAUCCACAAACUGUCUACACCCCACCCUAUGUGACUGGCUACAGGACUUUUUGACUGGCAGGUCAACUACCUUAGACACAGGUAGGAUUCGAACCUGCGUUACCUGGUCUCAAGGCGACUGCUCAUCUCACUGA
Molecule: messenger RNA, 762 nt
Organism: Oreochromis aureus
Lineage: Eukaryota; Metazoa; Chordata; Actinopteri; Cichliformes; Cichlidae
Exons: 3
Coding region: 1-762 (253 amino acids)
Source: RefSeq, a predicted model, not a curated record